AUGUUGGUUCGGCCAGUGUUUUGCUAUUUAUCAUCACUCCAUCCAUAUUCAUGGCAAAUAUUGCAACUCAGCGAAUUCAAAGAGAAUUUAAAGAGGUUGUUAAAAGUGAAGAGGUAGCCAAAUGUAGUAUAAAAGUGGAGUUGGUGAAUGACUCCUACACAGAACUGAAAGGAGAGAUUGCUGGCCCUCCCGAUACACCUUAUGAAGGAGGCAAAUUUAUCCUGGAGAUCAAAAUACCGGAAACCUAUCCAUUUAAUCCCCCAAAGGUGAAAUUUUUGACCAAAAUAUGGCACCCGAACAUAAGUUCUGUGACGGGUGCAAUUUGUCUCGAUAUAUUAAAAGAUCAGUGGGCUGCGGCCAUGACGUUGAGAACUGUGUUACUUUCCCUGCAGGCGUUACUGUCUGCGGCCGAACCCGAUGACCCACAGGAUGCUGUAGUGGCGAGACAAUUCAAAGAAAAUUUAGCUAUCUUUAAACGUACUGCUUCACAUUGGACAAAUAAAUAUGCAGGAGGCCCAAAUCGUGAUGAACAGUAUGAAGAUCGUGUAAUGCAAUUAAAAAGUAUGGGAUUUGAUGAAAAUAAAGCUACAGUUUCCUUGUCAACUUUCAAUUGGGAUGUGGAGCGUGCGACGGAAAACCUGCUAAGCUAAAGACUUGUGUUGAUUAUAGAUUGAUAUAUAAGUUUAGUAUGUAUCACAAGUGACAACGACUAUACACAGGAGGCACUCGUCACAUCAUUGGCGGGAUGACCCUUCAUCUGUGGUGGCCAUUGACACAUAGAGGCACUUCCUGUGUUUAGUGUGAAAGGAAGGAAAAGGAAAAUGUGUUUUAAUUGAAAGCUGUGAUGAAUGAAAGAAUUUGAUUUGAAAGUUUUUGUCUGUUUACAAUACUUAGCUUUUUCUUAAUUUUUUUUUAUUUUUAUUUUUUUUUUUUUUUUUUUAUAAGAAACAGAAAUACACAUGUAAGACUUCUGUGUAGAGAUUCAACAAUACUCAACAGAAAUGUCAGAGGCUGUUGAUGAAUCUGUAGUAGCAUUAGUUUUCAUAUGUAUCAGACAAAAUAUAGAGUUUGGAAUAUUAUUAACUAUGUACUGUUUUAUUGAUGACUAACCUUAAAUUAAUUUCAACACCAGGAGUUGUAGAAGCUGUUUCUCCCUGGGACAGUAUUCUGCCUACCUUUCAUGAUGACAUAUACAAAUUAUGACAAAAUUCCAAAGAUUUUGGUGAGUUCUUGUUGUAGUGUUGAUCAAGAUUUUGUUGAUACCAUUACAUUUACUGUUAGCUUAGUUUAGAUAAAUCAAUUGAGAAACAUGAUGACCAAUAUGAAAAAUUGUUUUCAUUUUCAAAUCUCUGAAUCUUUUUCAGGAAAAAACAAUUAGACUCUAUACCCAAUUUUUUAAGUACAGCUGUCCUCUUACUGUACAAAUUACUUCCCUUCUUAAUUGGAUAUAUCAUUCAUUGAGAUAUAUAUGAAAUGAUAAAUGCAAUAGAUUCUAGGGCUGCUUUCAACACCUGCAGUUAUUACCAACUCCCCAUUUCAGAACAAAAGAUAGAUAAAAAAAGAUGACAGGAACUCAAUCUUUUAAAUUCAAAAACCAGGGCUACAUCUGUUAUCUGGAGUAAUUGUUUCACAAAUGAAUGCAUUAUCCUGGAAGCUAUAUUUCUUGAGAAGGGAAGUAACUCCUACAAUAACACAAAAUUAGAUGCAAGUUGAUGAAUCAUGGUAUUUAGGUACUUGAUCUUAUAACAGAUAUUUUGGAUGCUGUUUUGUUAUUCAUCAGUCGUGAAUAAACUUGCUUACAUACAAAAGUAAAAGCAACUGAUGGAACUCCGAUCAAUCUGAAAGGUUGAAGGUAAAUUAUUUUCAUAAUUGCCUACCAGGGAAACAGUAUUUGUUGUCAAAGAAAUUUCAUCUGUGAGAAUUAAAAACCACCAUCUGAUUAAAAACUACAUCUUAAAUAGUGAUCUUAUUAACUGGAGCAAAAAUAUUGGUUGCAUGAAGAAGAUAUGUAAGUGGAAGUUCAACAGAUCUCAGAUUGAUAUAUGUACUACAAUCAGAAGCAGGCAUAUUGGGGAUAGUAUUAUGAAGACCUACUCUGAUGACAGAGAAAAAAUCCAAAAGUUCCUUGACCUGGGACUGGUGACAUUUCAGUGUCAAGUGAUGUGGAUACUCCUCAUGAAGCUAUGUAAAUUGCUAAACCUUAAAAAUAUAGUGUUGAAGUAAUACCCAAAAUAUGUUGGUUAUGAUUUCCACUAAAACUGAACAUGUGAUCCAUUUGUGAUAUGAUUACACUACAAAAGUGAUGUCUGAUGAUAUUGUUUCAUGUAUUACUAUAGUGGUGAUGUAAUCAGAUUAAAGACAUCCCUUUCUGAGGAGGAAUUUUUCUCUGUAGUAAUAGGAAUAUGUAGAGGAAAUGCUAUGGCAGUGUUACUGUAUAUGCUGGGAAAUAACCUAUACAUUGGAACCUGUUGAGAGUGGACAAAUUAAUUUCAGAACAAAAUUUUAAAAGAUGAAUUGAUAAUUGGUAAAAGCAUUCAAAAACUCACAUGAGUGUAAACUAAGUGGAAGUCAUAAUUUGAUUAUCCUUACACUUCAGUAGUCUGCUGAUAGAUUUCUUAAAUUGAUGACAUCCAGCUUAUUGCUCAUCCAAUGUACAAAAUAUUUAUUAUCAAAACAAUUAUGUACAAACUGUAUCAAUAUGUGUUAUACAUUUAGAUAUAUUUGAAUCUUAUGACUCUAUGGAAGAAAAAAGAAAUAUCACUAUUAAAAUUUAUCAUGAAUUGUUGGAAUAAUUGUGUAAAAAUAACACAAAUGUUAAAGAAGUUUUGAUUUUAUGAGUGCACAAUAUCUUGAUUAAAAAUUCAAUUGCAAAAUAA
This is a messenger RNA of Ylistrum balloti, 2876 nucleotides long. RefSeq names its product ubiquitin-conjugating enzyme E2-22 kDa-like. Gene Ontology annotation, cellular component: nucleus. The transcript is spliced from 6 exons. NCBI's taxonomy places the organism in Eukaryota, Metazoa, Mollusca, Bivalvia, Pectinida, Pectinidae. Bases 51 to 650 code for a protein of 199 amino acids. Gene Ontology annotation, biological process: proteasome-mediated ubiquitin-dependent protein catabolic process; protein polyubiquitination. Gene Ontology annotation, molecular function: ubiquitin conjugating enzyme activity; protein binding. The record is from RefSeq and is a predicted model, not a curated record.